UCCGGGCGCGGCCUUUGAAGAUAAACUGCUGUAGAGGAGUCGGUAUGGGGAGGUCUACGCUGGCGGCUGCUACGGAAGAGCGGCAGAGAAAGCUCCAGGAGUAUCUAGCAGCCAAGGGAAAACUGAAGUGCCAAAACAGCAAGCCUUAUCUAAAAGCCAAGAAUAAUUGCCCAAAUCCUCUGCCUUCCAAAUAUACUAUUAAACCCAAAAAGGAUGUUGCUUUGCCGGUCAAAACUACACGACCCAUCAACAUUAAACUUCAGCCCAGACCUGCCCAUAUCCCAGGGUCCCAGAAGUCAAAGUUGGAGCCACCAAAACUUCUGGGCAAAAGGCCAACUUCAGGAUAUGUUUCUUCCAACCCAAACUGUAAGCCUCCCAGUAGUCGUCAGCAACAGCACAAAGCUGGAUCAUCCACUGGAGAUCUGUCAAGGAAGACUGAGGGGUCACCUAAUAUACAGGAACUGAAAGCUACGAAGCAGCAGGUGACAGAUCAAGAAAAUGCUGCACACACAGACUCUGUGGGCAAUGUCUGUGCUGAGGGUGAGUCCUUACACAACUUUCUAAAAGAGACAAACAAAGAAAAUUUGCCCCAAACCUUACUGGACUCUGAGGAGAUGCUACAUGCUGAAUUAUGUAUCAAACAUAAACCAAAAACUAGCUCUUCUAAUCAAACCAAAAGCAGUUUGGCCCCUAAGCAAGCCUUGUGUAAAAGUUCAUUGAAUCAUGCUGUUCUGAAAGACAGAGCUAAUAAACAGUGUGUUGGGGAAACACAAACCAGGAUUCCACCAGUAAAAUCACAGCAGCUCCCUAAAGGAACGGCUCUUGUGAAACCGGGAGUGAAACGCCCAAAGACAGUUCCCUCUCACUUUGUUCAGACCCUUAAUAGGAAUCAAGCAUCAAAGAAGCCAGGGGUCAAAGACAUGAAGGAUAUAAAGGUUAACAAUGGUAAAUAUGAGAGUCUAGGUGGAGCUAAGCUACCAUUACACACUGUUGCUGAACAAAAAGUAGAACAUACCAGACCUAGGACCUGCCCCAGUCCACUUCGGGGAGGACUUCACCACGGACGUCCACACAGUAAGCAAGACCAGAAACCCACGCAGCCUUGUUCUAGGCCCCAGACAUCAUGCAUGCAGCAGAAAUCCAAAGCUGUGAGCCACAGGCCUAGCAUGGCAGUUGGUAGCUUUACUUCAGUCAUUCCCAACACCCCAAGCAUAAGAGCAAGUAGAGCCAAGGGGAAUAAACACAACAGCAGCUAUCAACAGAAAGCACAGACCCUGGACUCCAAGCUGAAAGGCACUCUUCCCCAGAAUCGGUUUUUAAACAAGACAGCUCCCAAAACUCAAACUGGUGGCACAGCCACAAAUGGAAAAGGAGUCCUAAAUAGAACCCAGACCAACCCAGAUGUUAAGAAGAAGAUCACAGCAGAGGACCGAAGGAAACAGCUGGAAGAAUGGCAGAAAUCUAAGGGGAAAAUGUAUAAGCGGCCUCCAAUGGAACUUAAAACAAAAAGAAAAAUAAUAGAGGAGAUGAAUAUUUCAUUCUGGAAAAGCAUGGAAAAAGAAGAGGAAGAAAGGAAAGCACAACUUGAAUUGUCCAAUAAAAUUAACAGCACUCUGACCGAGUGUCUGCAGCUCAUCGAAGGGGGUGUACUUUCUAAUGAAGUAUUUACCGUAUUAUCUAGUAUUCCUGAGGCUGAAAAAUUUGCUAAAUUCUGGAUCUGCAAAGCAAAGUUCUUGGCAAGUAAAGGCACAUUUGAUGUCAUUGGACUGUACGAAGAGGCCAUUAAAAGUGGGGCAACACCAAUACAAGAGUUACGAGAAGUUGUUCUUAAUAUUUUGCAAGACCCAAACAGAACCAGAGACGGAAUUACCUCUAAUUCUGUAGUCACUGAAACUAAUAUAACAUCCACAGAAGAGCUGGCCAGGGACAUGGAAUCUGGAAGAAAGUCUUGUCUUUCUCCAAAAAACAGGGAACAAUUUCCAGCAACACCCCAAAUAACCAAAGCAGAAGAGGAUAAUCACCCUGGUAUCAAAUUACAGGUCGCUCCCAUCCCCAGAAUAAGUGGGAUGCCAGAGGUGCAGGACAUGAAGCUGAUCACUCCUGUGCGGCGGUCGGCGCGGAUCGAGCGAGCGGUGACCCGCUACCCGGAAAUGCUGCAGGACCACGACUUGGUGGUGUCUUCUCUCAAUGAGCUGUUAGAAGUGGAGGAAACAGAGUGUUUCGUAUUCCGUAAAAAUGAGGCUUUGCCUAUAACGUUAGGGUUUCAAAUCCUUGAAUCAUAAUUUCUGGGUGACUUUUAUUAAAGAGGUAUUUCAGGUCCUCCAUGAGACGAGAGAUGCCCUCACCCAGAUGCCCGGAGCACGCUGUCACGGACGCAGACUCUGGACUUGGACAGCAGCUCGCAGGGCUCGCUCUCAAACUGCGUAUCCCGCAGAAAGGCCUUCGGCUUUUUUGUUUAAAGUUGUAGUUUGCCAGUUUAGCAGCAUGCAGAAAUUUCACACUGUGGAGU
Phyllostomus discolor (pale spear-nosed bat) is the source of this 2509-nucleotide messenger RNA. It is a transcript of the gene CKAP2L, whose product is annotated as cytoskeleton associated protein 2 like. Bases 45 to 2282 code for a protein of 745 amino acids. The record is from RefSeq and is a predicted model, not a curated record. Gene Ontology annotation, cellular component: mitotic spindle; cytosol; centrosome. NCBI's taxonomy places the organism in Eukaryota, Metazoa, Chordata, Mammalia, Chiroptera, Phyllostomidae. The transcript has 9 exons.